Messenger RNA from Heteronotia binoei (common prickly gecko), 3277 nucleotides. RefSeq names its product RELT like 1 (gene RELL1). Gene Ontology annotation, cellular component: plasma membrane. Gene Ontology annotation, biological process: positive regulation of p38MAPK cascade. The record is from RefSeq and is a predicted model, not a curated record. Lineage: Eukaryota; Metazoa; Chordata; Lepidosauria; Squamata; Gekkonidae. The coding region runs from base 148 to 1041 and encodes 297 amino acids. The transcript has 7 exons.
GGGUUGGCCGCCGGAGAGAGGCAGGCAGCGAGCGAGCGGCAGAGGCGGAGCUCUGGGUGGACCGCGCCCGGCCUGCGGCCGAGAGCUGAGCUGCCUGCCGCCCUGCCAGACGGUGUGGACCACGGCGGGCUUCUCUUCCCCGCAGCGAUGCCUUCUCUGCCGCCAGCUGCCUCUCCCGCCCCUUCGCCUCUGCCGCCGGCGGCGGCCUCCGCCUGGGCCGGCAACCGCUUGGCGCAGCACGGAAACCAGAACUUUCCUACUGCCUUGGCAAGCCACAGCCAUGAAGGUACAGUGGAACCUAAUCCAGAAAGCACCGGGCAUCCCGAAAUUAUCGCCUAUGCCCUGAUUCCUGUCUUCUUCCUCAUGGGACUCCUGGGAGUUCUGAUCUGCCAUAUACUAAAGAAAAAGGGGUAUCGCUGUACAACAGAAGCUGAACAAGAAGAGGAGAAACUUGGUGAAAAGAUAGAAUUGAAUGAAAGCAUAAAUGAUAAUGGCGACACUUUGGGACAGAUUGCCAACUGCAUUAUGAAAAACGAAGCAAAUGCUGAAGUGUUGAAGGCUAUGGUGGCAGAUAAUUCUGUGAAUUACCCAGAAAGUCCUACGACGCCAGGCAGCCCGACCAGUCCAACUUCUCCUUUGUCUCCUGGAGGUCCUCCGUCCAAACACAACUGCCGUGGCCACCACUUGCACACUGUUGGCGGCGUUGCAGGGAAGGGCGUUUGUACUCGCUGCAGCCACAAACGGUGGCAGCUCUUCAGCCCGGCUAAAAAGCCUAAAGAAGCCAGAAGAGGCCGGCACGGAGAAGUCACCGUUAUGUCUGUGGGAAGAUUUAGAGUCACAAAAGUGGAACACAAAUCUUCAAAGGAACGUAAGAACUUGAUGUCUGUUAGUAGCAUAGAUGGUGUCAAAGGUGAAAUGCCAGCUACACCCAUCAAAGAUGGCUCUAAAGAGGUGCCCACCACACCUGUCGCCAAACAGGAGUCAAAAGAACUUAAUAACACCCCUGCCAAGCAAGCAAGGGAGAGAUCUGGCAUGGAAUAACACCUGGAUGUGGAAUAUUGUAGAGAUCCAGUGCAUGAUGGCGGUUUUUGGAAGAAGCUCACCCGCCACGACACUUUUGAAAUUGGAACACUAAUGUUACGUAAAGAGACAUUUGUAAAGACGCUAUCGUUGUGCCGUUUCUGUGGCUGUAUCUAUGCAAGGCUUGGACCCGGGUACUCAAUAUUUCAGUGACUUAAAAAUAAUUAAUGUGUCUAGUAAUUUGAACAGUGCUGGGACAUGCAGCCAAGCAUUUUAAAGAAUUUAAAAUAUUCUGUGUGCUCAGUUUUAACAUGGCAACACAAAUGAAGUAUUUCUCGGCAUGGACGAAGCAGCUGUCACAGUGUUUCUGCUGCUGUAUUGCGAUGGAAAUACAUGGUAAUGUACAAGAUUUUCAGAGAAGUAAAAUCCAAUGUGGUGUCCAUUUCUGAGCUUUUAGCCUCGGGACCAAAGCUGUGAGCCCUGUGUCCAAUUUUAACUUAUUGCUAGGAUACCAAUGACAGCUAAAUUAAGCUCUGCUUAAUUAUCUUUCCUCUGUGUACUUGUCAUAAUUCGUGUUUCGGUGCUCUGUGCAAUCUCGAAAUGGCAACAGCGUUUGCAUCCUGACAACAUCCUCGUGGUUGGGGCUUGCAUCUUGGUAGGUGCCGUAUUAAAUCCUGAGAGAAUCUCAAGCGUCUUCGUCUCCUACGAAGAAUGUAAGUUUUUGGCUUUUGAACUAGCUUGUGUCUUUGUAUGUGCCAGUUGACUUUAAACUUUUUUGCAGGGCUUUUUUUUUGUAGCGGGAACGUCUUUGCAUACUAGACUACAGGGGAAUGUAGCCUAACAUGCAAAGGAGUUCCUGCUACAAAAAAAAGCCUUGAUUUUUUGGCUGAUGGUUCUUCAACUAAUCACAUAUAAAAUGUGACAAUGGAUAUUCCUCUGCAUCUUCUGAUUGGGCUUAGUCUCUCUGUUUAUUCACGAGUUUUUAAACUGUUUCCACCCACCCACCCAUUGGCAUCAUGUAAGUGAUUUCUGCUCAAAGAAACUAAGGUGUUAUAUCUGUAAGUGCAUUUUAGAAACAGUUUAUGGCUUGAAAGUAAAAAAUAUAAAAUGUGAAUUGCUUUUCUAACAACUCUACAUUCAAUCCAUUGCCUUUGGCAAGAAUCCGACAUCGCUGUUUUGUAGAGAUACCUGAAUGAGAGAGUGUGAAUUGCAGCCACCGUAUAACACACAAUACUAUAUCGCUGUCACUGGAUUGCCAUUGUAAAAAAAGGCCUUUUUUUCGAUAGAUACGUCAUUAAAUGUAUUUUAACAAUUUGAUUGGAAAUAUAUAUUCAUUGCUUUAUUUCCAAUAUGCGUUAACUAGGGUUGAGCUAUAAUGGUGAGUGGAUACAUAUACAUGUCUUUCUGUAUACUUUUGGCCUUUGCUAAAAACCAUCCCCUUUCCUUUUGCAAUUACUUCUUGGGAGACAGUGGCAAGAAGGGAUGAAAAUAUCUGCCCAUUGAGAGAGAGGUCAGAAUGCCCUUGUUUUGAAUUGGCUUUGUGAUGUCAUAGAGCCAAAGCUGGGAUAUCACACUGACUACAUGAUCCCAGUCAGCCGGGAUGUAAAGCAGCCCACAUUUUAAGAACAUGGCAUUGAAGGACCUGCUAACUGGGACUCAAAUAGUUCUUGAGCCAAGGUGAACGGUGUGUGUGUCUGGAGAGCUACCAUUGGUCACCCCUGCCCUAAUGGAUUCAGAAGAGAUGAAGACCAGUUCAGGGAUGGCAGUUUUAAUAUGGAAGCCUGUUCCCUGGUGUAGGUGGAAACAGGCCUGUAUGUACAGAAGGACUGGGAUACGGGCAGAGAGAGAGAACUAUGCCUCUGCCUUUAGGUUAUAUGUGAUGCUUUCGCAUUAGCUGCUAAGAAAGACUGACUUUAGAUAUCCCUUUUUGCCUCGCAAAACUUGUAAUCUGCUUAUUUAAAAUACUUUGUAAACCAUCUGCUUAGCAGAAGGAAUCCUCGCUUUCUCACUAGUACACAUUCAAUCCAUUGCCUUCGGCAAGAAUCCGACUUGUGGCUGUUUUAUAGAGAUACCUGAAUGAGAGUGUGUGAAUCGCAGCCACUGUAUAACACACAAUACCGUAUCGCUGUCACUGGAUUGCCAUUGUAAAAAAGGCCUUUUUUUCGAUAAAUACAUCAUUAAAUGUAUUUUAACAAUAUGGUUUGUAUAAAAACUUUUGUACUACUUGGACAAUAAACAUUAUAAAAUCUUUUUAAAA